AUGAAUCCAAUGUGGAAGGUUUAUAAGAGUAAAGUGCUGAAGACUUUUAACCCUGAGUAUGAGGAGGACGCUGCUGAAGAGGUCACAGAAGUGGAGAAUGAUGUGAGCCCAGUGCAGGAAGAUGAGGCGCCUAACGCUAUUUCCCAGUUGGCCAAGAAAAUGCAGGGGGCCGGGGCCAAAAGCUGGAACAGACUAUCAGCUCUCUUCAGUAGAGAUGAUGAACACCAGCUUCUGGAGGAGACUGAGAGCCCACCGGUUGCUGACCAUCCGCUUGCGGUAAAGCCAGAGGAGCCUCCUCGGCCCACCAGACACACAGGAUUCUGGGAUAGCUUUGCAGCGAACUGGGCUGCCAAGAAGCAGGCCGAAGCCGCAGCCACCGCUGCCGCUGCUGCAGACGAGGCGGCGGCGGCAGGCCAAGGUGAUAAAAGUGCGACAGAGGCCGGAGGGGACGAGCACCAGGAUGGGCAGAUCGCCGAGGCAGAGGAGAGUGAAGGAGGUGGAGGAAGGACCAACAACAGCUUCUCCAAAUACGUCUCGCUGGGAGGAGGCAGCGAGGAGGCAACCUUCAAGUGGAACUUUGUCACCAGCAAGCUGGCAGAGCUGAAGGCCAAGAGCAUGACCAAGACCAACUAG
Xiphias gladius (swordfish) is the source of this 633-nucleotide messenger RNA. RefSeq lists its product as uncharacterized. The coding region runs from base 1 to 633 and encodes 210 amino acids. Lineage: Eukaryota; Metazoa; Chordata; Actinopteri; Istiophoriformes; Xiphiidae. The transcript is spliced from 4 exons. Gene Ontology annotation, biological process: spermatogenesis. The record is from RefSeq and is a predicted model, not a curated record.